UAAGAGCAGAAUAUAAGAACGCUAAUUUCUUGCGUUUAUGAAGUGUGUGUGUGUGUGUGUGUGGUAGUGACUUCAUCAGUUUCCUUUGUUGAGUUGAAUUGACAUGGUGACCGUAACCAACAAACAAAUCCUCACCAGCUGAGAGAAAUGAUCGGUGAAACUGAAAACAGUUUAGUGUAACGGCAGCGCCCGAAUCGACAGGUUAAAUAACGUCUGUAAGCAAUCUAAGUGAAAGUUGAUUACUUUUUGAGAGAGGCUGAGAUGGAACACUCUGGAGAGUUCAGCUGUCCUGACUGUAACAUGGUGUUUCGCUCCUCUGGACUUUUGGACAAACACAAGUCCCGGUUCUGUAUAGGAAGUGCCAUAGGAGACCCGGCAGUGCUAAGGAGAGGACGAGUGGAAAUCAUUGAGCCUGGAAAGGUGGAUUUAAGGGUAUUACGCCCCACAAAAACAAAGACUCCUGAUCUAAUUCAUCUGAGCGAGCAGAGAGAUCGACUGCUAACGCAGACUGACAGACGAGAGACCUACAGAGAACCCAGCGUGGCUGACUGCCUGUCCUUUAACAAGCUCACUCAUGAGUUUCAUAAGCUGAGGAUGUCGGUUGAAGAGAGUCUGUCCAGAAGACACACACAGGGAUUGUAUCAAGGCAGAAAGUGGGUUGAUGGAGAGAGGCUUCAGGAAGUGUGUGAACACCAUGAGCAGAAGCUGGCUGAAAUCCGGUCACACACCACCCAGCUGGAGCAACAGAGAAAGGAAAUUGAACGGCAGAUAGCCCUGGUUGGGCAUGAUGGAACGGCUCAUCUGAAGGAGAUGCUCCAUGAACUGAAAGAACAGGAAGAGAGAAACGAGGAGGUUCUGUACCGACUCAGCACUCAGAUCAAUGCACUACAUGGGAUGAAAGAUGCGAAUGUUACUUCAGACCAACUAGAAGACAGAAGAUCACAACACGUCACCUUUGACCUCAUUUCCUCCGUAGAUGGCCCACUCUCCAGCCAGAUAAGAUCUUUACAUCUAGCAUACAUACAGUCCGGCGGUUCUGAUCCAGAGGUUCUGGCCCACCUGCAUGACCUGCAGUCUGAGGCUCACACCCUGGAGCAGAGCAGACCUGCAGCUGAGCACCGGAGACGGAAGAAAAGACGACUGAAGUCCUCUGAUCCAGCUCUGGACUCCAGUAUUCUGGCAGUGGAGCACGAGAACCAGCAACUGGAGGAGCAGAUCCUCAAAUUACAGCUAGACCGAGAGAGACACCGAGGAAGAGCAGCUGGUCUAGACCUGGAUCUGAUCCAGAGGCACCACACCUAUCAGGUUGCCAACCUGCAGGCUGAGAUCUCCAACCUGAGGAGAGAAGUGGAGAAAAGCAGGGAGAGAAAGACUUGUCUUCUUGCUCCAGAAUACACUUCACAGCAGCAAAGACAUUUGUUUGAUUCAGUGGACUCUCUUGGUCCUGCUCCUUAUGAUCCUGUGUCUGGAUUUGUGAUCUUCUAUGACAUGGUCCUUGGCGUGGAUGACACAUUUAGAACAGUUCAUCUGGUAGCCAGGCUAUACUCUGGGGGGCAAGAAAUCGGGCGACCCACCCCUAUGCCACCUGUUCACGGCCAGCCUGCUGGGGCUUUAGGCUAUCCACCGAGAAGGCAUGCUGGAAACUACGCCUUACUAGCUGUCAAGCAGCCUGUGCACAGCGUGCAGCCGUCUCCGUCUCUCUACUUGGUGGUGGAAGUUCAGGUUGUUGGUGUUUUUGAAUUGUGUGAUCAAGAGAUGCGAGGCUGGUCCAAACUGCAGCUCUUUGACGAUCACAAUCAGGUUCAGAGCGGAUUCUGGAAACUUCCUUUCCGCUCUCUGCCUGUGAGGCCGUGCCUCAGUGCGGGCCAGCUCAACUCUGUGCCUCAGUUGGGUAACAUGGAGAUUUGCCUUCGUGUAGUUAAUGCCCGUGAUGGAGAUGUACAGUCACUUGCUAAAAUCGAUCCUAACAAUAGCAGACAGUACAAAUACCCAUCAACGGUCAUCUCACACUCGCGCACUGACCUGGAAGGACAAACAUCCCAGCCGAAAACAUUACACCUUUCAUCCAAUCCUUUUCUUUCUUCAUUGCCCCAAACCGAUCACGUGGAUCCUCCUCCUAAGGACAGUGGUCAGAGGUGAGAAUGAGAGAUGAACCCCAAACCAGCUGGAUCUGGGCUGUUGUGAAUAUGUAUAUGUUGAGUUCUGGGUCUCGGUCAUCCCUGCUGAUUUGUGGAGUGUAAUUAGACUGACAUGUUUACACAAUAGCGCUGUUGAAUGCUCGAUUCUGAUUGGUCAGAAGGUGUUGAUUAAUUUUCUAUGGAGUCAGUUGUACUGACUGCAAGGCAAAUCUCAGGUUUAUAUUUAUGUACUUGUUCUAAUGUUAUUGUUUGUAUAGUAACUCCCUCCACAGGCCCUUGACACUUUAUGUAAGGACAUGGUUGAAAGAAAAAAAAAAUUUUGGAAGGAGUCUACAGUGUCAAUGCUUUGCGACAGAUCUCUCUACAGCAUUAAAUGUGGAACAUGUCCUUGUUUAAUUGUUACAUUUUUUUUUUUUUAAUUGUUGGCAAAUUGCUGUAGUGUAAGAGGAAUAAAACGCUUGGGCGUGUGGUGGUGCUUUAUGCCUACUGUCAUUUGUGCGAUCAUCAGUUUGUUGUUUUGCAUAACUUGAAAUUUCUGAAUGAUUAUUAAUUUGUUUGUGGAUGCUCCCUUUUGAAAAGGAAAUGAUUCUUAUAUGUGAUUUGAAUGUGGCUUUAUCAUAAACUCACCCAAAAGAAAUAAAGAUGCCAUUGCUUUUUCACUA
Ictalurus punctatus (channel catfish) is the source of this 2800-nucleotide messenger RNA. RefSeq names its product coiled-coil domain containing 17 (gene ccdc17). The coding region runs from base 262 to 2139 and encodes 625 amino acids. The transcript is spliced from 14 exons. Lineage: Eukaryota; Metazoa; Chordata; Actinopteri; Siluriformes; Ictaluridae. The record is from RefSeq and is a predicted model, not a curated record.